Lathyrus sativus (Indian pea) is the source of this 690-nucleotide messenger RNA. Lineage: Eukaryota; Viridiplantae; Streptophyta; Magnoliopsida; Fabales; Fabaceae. The record is from the annotation of a GenBank genome assembly.
AUGGAGCAAUACUGGUCUGGGAGUGCGAUCAAUAAAAACAAAGGGAUGGUAGAGAAUUUGCAGCGUUGUGGAAUAAUCAAAUCUAGAAAGGUGGUUGAAGUAAUGGAAAACAUUGACAGAGGUUUAUUUGUACCCAAUGGGGUUCAACCUUACAUAGACAGCCCUUUUCCUAUAGGCUACAAUGCCACUAUAUCUGCGCCGCACAUGCACGCAGCCUGCCUUCAGUUGCUGGAGAAUCAUUUGCAACCUGGAAUGCAUGCUUUGGAUGUUGGCUCUGGGACUGGGUACCUGACAGCUUGCUUUGCCUUGAUGGUUGGGCCGAAUGGCCGUGCUGUUGGUGUGGAACAUAUUCCUGAAUUGAUUUCCUUUUCAAUCAAGAAUAUUGAAAAAAGUGCUGCAGCUCCACUAUUGAAAGAUGGUUCCCUUUCCGUGCAUGAUGGUGAUGGAAGGCAGGGUUGGCCUGAGUUUGCUCCUUAUGAUGCUAUUCAUGUUGGAGCAGCGGCACCAGAGAUUCCCCAACCACUUAUUGACCAAUUGAAGCCGGGUGGUCGAAUGGUUAUUCCUGUUGGAAACACAUUUCAAGAUUUAAAGGUUGUGGAUAAGAACUCUGAUGGUUCUAUCAGUAUCCGGACCGAGACUUCUGUUCGAUAUGUGCCUCUCACUAGCAAGGAAGCUCAACUUAAAGGAUAA